Patiria miniata (bat star) is the source of this 2288-nucleotide messenger RNA. RefSeq lists its product as uncharacterized. Gene Ontology annotation, molecular function: ubiquitin-protein transferase activity. Lineage: Eukaryota; Metazoa; Echinodermata; Asteroidea; Valvatida; Asterinidae. The coding region runs from base 227 to 1663 and encodes 478 amino acids. The record is from RefSeq and is a predicted model, not a curated record. The transcript has a single exon.
UCAAGAUGGAAAAAACUGUCAUGGUUCGCUCGGGGACUUCCAGUUAGAUGUCUCCACAGAUGUGCAUGGUAGCCAACCCGUUCACGAGAACGAGACUAUUCAACAUUUGAUCGACAGACUUGGUCUAAAACACGUACGAUGCUAUCUCCUGGCCAAAUCAGUAGACCUGGAUGAAGAUAAGUCAGCAAGUGACCCUGCAGAAGACAGCCUGGAAGAUCUACCUGAUAUGUUUGCUCACAGACGUCGGAGAGGAGAGGAAAACCUCAUGCCAACAGCCAUUGAUUCGAGCCAAGAGGAGGUACCGAGCACAAGUGACGGCCACCACAUUUCUCAUGGGCAACCUAACUCGGAGCGAUACCGUCCGUUGAAUCAAGGUGAUGAGAUGACAGUUGACAAUGAAGUCAUCGUGCAGACUGCUGAUGACUCAUCGCCCUCCAACAACCCACUGUUGUCCGAAGCUGCUGAAGACCGCGUUGAAUUAGAUGUCCAGUCAGUAUUUGCUGCAACGUUGGACUCGGAUGCUGUGAAUCUCACUCCACCAACCUAUAACAUUCCUGACGAAUUCAUUCAAGAGGACCAACUGGCUCGAUUAAACGACGACGACUCCGGUAUCAUUCAGUUUGGCCCCUUCCCAGCAGCAGUGGAACUGGACUUAAAUGCAACACAGCCAUUGGUAAAAGAAAUAAAAGUGCACCGUGGCAACGUUUGUCAAGAAAUGGUAACAUUUUUCUCGAAAGAGGAGAACGUCAACCUGAGAGGAACAACCUUCGAAGUGAAGAUGCUGAAGUCAGAUGGAAGCACAGAGAUGGCUGAAGACAACGGAGGAGUCUUGAGGGAUGCACUUACUGAGUUUUUCGACAGCUUUUAUUUGCAGUACACAAUCGGCAACUCGGUAGCCGUACCGGUAUUACGCCAUGACAUGACCAAGGUCCAUUGGUCGGCAGUGGGAGAAGUAAUCCGCUUAGCAUUCAGACAGGAGGGAAUUUUGCCGGUCAGGCUUGCUCUGCCUUUCAUGCAACUGGCAUUUUUUGGGACACCCGAUGACCCACUAGACGCGUUCAUGCAAUUGCUCCCGGAUGUCGACCGAUUGCUGCUUGAAGAUGCAAUGAGGAGUGUUUCAUCUGUCGAUGCAGAUGACUUGAUGGAUUUCAUGGAACGACACGAUGCCAGACGAAACCUUACAGACGAGAACAUCGAGAAAUCACUUACCGAGAUGGCAAAUAAGGAGAUGCUUCAAGUACCACUAUUUGUGGCGCUGUGUUGGCGACCAAAGCUGAAAUCUCUCGGCCUCUCACGACUCCAGCUCCGUCAGAUUUAUGACAACCUGAAGCCAUCAACCAGGAAGGUAUUGAACAUAUUGGAAUUUCCCAAACCAAUGAACACAGAAGAAGGCGCCUUGAGUUCCUCACUUAAGAGACUGGUGAGGGAGAUGGAUCAGAAUCUGCUCGGCCUGUUCUUGCGAUUUUGCACAGGGUCCGACCUCGCGGUCAGAGAGAAGAUCACCACCAGGUUCACCGAGUCAGAGAUUCGCUGCCCCACAGCACACACAUGUGGGUGUGUUCUGAACAUUCCGCGCUCGGAUGCGGCACUGCCUUAUAUCACAUUGAAGUCAGAAUUCACCACCCUCCUUCGCAACAGAUACUGGCAAAUGGACAUCAUCUAAAAGCCGUGUCACCCUUCUUCGAUUUCAUUAACAGACAACCUAUAUCAAUCCCCAUACAUGCACUCUUGUUUCACUGCAGUAGUAGUUAAUUAGGUGAUUUGGAAGUGUGCUUUAUGUUAUACAUGAUUUGUAUAUUGUAUUAUGUACGUGCUUGAAACGAAAAGUCAUUUUGUUCUUUUUGUAUCAUCAUGAGGAGAAGUAACCUUCAGUAUAACCUUCAGUAACAGUUGCAUUGCCAUAAUUUUUGUUCAUGAUCUAUUAUGAUGAGAAGUAUCCAUCAGUAACAGUUGUAUUUUUUUCAUUUGCGCUGCCAUUUUGUUCAUUAUGUAUUAUGAUGAGAAGUAUCCAUCAGUAACAGUUGUAUUUUUUUCAUUUGCGCUGCCAUUUUGUUCAUGAUGUAUUAUGAGGAGAUGUAUCCUGCAGUAACAGUUGUAUUUUUUUCAUUUGCGCCGCCAUUUUGUUCAUGAUGUAUUAUGAGGAGAUGUAUCCUGCAGUAACAGUUGUAUUUUUUUCAUUUGCGCCGCCAUUUUGGUUGAGGAGAAGUAACCUUCAGUAUAACCUUCAGUCAGAGUUGUAUUGCCAUAAUUUUGGUUCUUUUUUAAGUAGGCCUAUCCUUCAGUAACAG